AAGGACGCCGUCCCGGAGAGAAACCCCAGACAUGAGAGGAAAGCGCCUGGAGCUCAGUCUGGAGGAGAAGCCCGUGAUCCCGUGUGACGUGUGCCAUCGGUGCUUCGCACGAGACCGUCUGGAGACACACAAGAGGGUGUGUGAGAAAAAGCGGCCCCAGCGCAAGAUAUUCGACACGUCACAGUACAGAGUCAAAGGAACAGACCUCGAGGAGUUCAUGAAAACCAACAGCAGGAGCAAAACACCACCUAAGAAGAAUAAUUGGCGGCAGAAACACGAGGCCUUCGUUCAAACCAUGCGUCAGGGUCAAGGAAGUGUGCCGCAGUCAGCCUCAAACCUAAACUCAGAAUAUGUUAGCUGCCCUCACUGUGGCCGCAGAUUUGCCCCAGGGCCAGCACAGAGACACAUCCCAAAGUGCCAGAACAUCAAGAGCAGACCACCACCUCCCAAACAACCGCACAGCAGCAGCAGCAGGAAGAUCACACCGUGA
Molecule: messenger RNA, 490 nt
Organism: Sinocyclocheilus rhinocerous
Lineage: Eukaryota; Metazoa; Chordata; Actinopteri; Cypriniformes; Cyprinidae
Product: zinc finger C2HC domain-containing protein 1C
Exons: 2
Coding region: 32-490 (152 amino acids)
Source: RefSeq, a predicted model, not a curated record